CUGGCGGGCGCAGCCAUAAAUAAGUUCAUGCAUUUAACGCAAACGUUAUCGCAUUUUAGCAUGGGAUGACACGUACGCUUAACUCCAGCAGGCAAAUGUCAUAUUAUUAUUGACCACUGUGAAACAUAAGGUACCUGAGUUAAGAUCAUCAUGUGGUGGGUAGAGAAACUUGAAUCUGCAAACAAGCUCAUACUUUUUCAAAAUAACCGUCCAGUCCGAAAUGAACAUGAUGUUUUAAUUUUCAUCGUGGCUGUCAGUGCAUUGCAAGAGGAUGAAACUGGAAGAACUAUAACGGUCAGUUUUGAAAACGGGUCGAGCCUACAGCUAUCCCUGGAUGAUUUCAGUCAAAGAGACACCAGUUUGAAGGCAGAUUUGAAGGCAAUAAACUUUGUCAAGCAGUUUGCUAAGGAGUUUUCGGGCCAGUUACCAGCAGAAGAACAACCUAAAACUAAAAAAAGCGGCUAUGGUGUGCGACAUGUUGUAGCAGGGUGUGUUGUCGGAGUAGGUGCUGUUGCUGCAGCUCCAUUUGUACUCACUGCUGUAGGAUUUACAUCAGGUGGAAUAGCAGCAGGAUCCAUUGCAUCAGGCAUGAUGUCUUCUGCAGCAAUUGCAAAUGGUGGCGCUGUUGCAGCAGGAAGUGGAGUGGCUGUUCUGCAGUCAGUUGGAGCUGCAGGGUUAGGAGCUGCAGGUACUGCUGCAGUUGGUGGUGCUGGUGCAGCAGCUGGGGCUGGUGCUUCUGGUGUAGCAGGUUUCUUUCAGAAUUACUUUAGAGGACGUGGAGACUCUACAACCGAGAACAAGACCUCCAAUACAACACAGGAGGAUGAUGAUUAUGAUAAUAAUGGUGAUGGGGAAGAUGGGGAUGGGUGGGUAUUGGGGGAGGGGGGAGAGGGUAUGGGGGGUUAUGGUUAUGAUUGGGAUGAUGAUAAUGAUUAG
Asterias rubens (European starfish) is the source of this 936-nucleotide messenger RNA. RefSeq lists its product as uncharacterized. Bases 151 to 936 code for a protein of 261 amino acids. Gene Ontology annotation, cellular component: mitochondrion; membrane. The record is from RefSeq and is a predicted model, not a curated record. The transcript is spliced from 4 exons. Lineage: Eukaryota; Metazoa; Echinodermata; Asteroidea; Forcipulatida; Asteriidae. Gene Ontology annotation, biological process: apoptotic signaling pathway.